GCUUCUAGGCAUCGCAGGGCAACUUCAAGUCGGGCGAGGCAUAGAGAGUGUUCAUGUUUGCUCUGCGCUCCAUGGCCCCUGCCGACGCCAACCCCGCCGCCUUCCCGCUCUAUCCCUCGAUCAAAGACGUGUGGAACCGCUUUGCACACUUCCACACCUGCCCCACCAUCCAAAAGACCGCUGCCAGAAUCGAGUUGCUCUUUUCGCGCACAUACUCCCUUAUGGACCUACAACCAGGCCACGUGCAAGUGGUCCCAGACAUCACAUGCCAG
This is a messenger RNA of Closterium sp. Naga37s-1, 272 nucleotides long. The record is from the annotation of a GenBank genome assembly. Lineage: Eukaryota; Viridiplantae; Streptophyta; Zygnematophyceae; Desmidiales; Closteriaceae.